UGCAAAGUUCCACGAACCCCCUGAUUCCCCAUCUGCUUCUUUAAGCUUGGCCUAGUCACUAGACCCGCCGUUGCUGUGGACUUGUCUCCUAGGCGCAUCCUGUUUUCGCGCGAAACUCCCGACUUGCUGGGCCCCGACUCUUAACCCUUCUGCAAAAGAAAUUUGUGCUGCUGCUCCCUCGACCCGCUGUCACCGUUGGGAUAGCUUCGAUCACCGUCUCGAACCCCCUUCCCUUCCACAAAGGUAGAUCCUCAGAUAGAAUCCUCCAGGAUGGCUUCAAAGUUUCUACGAGAAUACAAACUGGUGGUUGUUGGUGGUGGUGGUGUCGGAAAGUCUUGCUUGACAAUUCAAUUGAUUCAGAGCCAUUUCGUGGAUGAAUAUGAUCCGACAAUUGAAGAUUCAUACCGUAAGCAGUGCGUCAUCGACGAUGAAGUGGCUCUAUUGGACGUCCUAGAUACCGCUGGCCAGGAGGAAUAUUCGGCCAUGCGUGAACAAUAUAUGCGAACCGGCGAAGGUUUCCUCUUGGUUUACUCGAUAACAUCCCGGCAAUCAUUCGAAGAGAUCAUGACAUUUCAGCAACAAAUUCUCCGAGUGAAGGACAAGGAUUACUUCCCCAUAAUUGUCGUUGGCAACAAGUGCGAUUUGGAAAAGGAAAGGGCGGUCACAGAGCAAGAGGGUGAGGCCCUGGCACGACAAUUCGGCUGCAAGUUCAUCGAAACAUCCGCAAAGUCUCGCAUCAACGUUGAGAACGCAUUCUACGAUCUCGUCCGUGAGAUUCGCCGAUAUAACAAGGAAAUGUCCUCCUACCCGUCCGGCUCCGGAGCAUUCGGUGCCCGCGCACCAGAAGGCAAGAUGGAUGUCAGCGAGCCUGGUGAGAGCGCCGGUUGCUGCGGGAAAUGUAUUGUUAUGUAAUUGGGCAGGCGCUGGGUUUUAAAAGGAUGCAAACACGCAAGUUGAGAAACGAAAAGAAAUAUUUCACAUAAAUAAGAAGCCCCCCGACUAAAGAGAGAUUAGCGACAGGAAAAAGACCACUGCCUCGGAGCGGAGUGUGUGGCGCUUGUCGACGCGUUGUGGAUUGUGACUUUUAUACCAUACGAGGCUCGCUAUCGGAUGAUGUCUGCUUUCACCAUCAUGCCGUCAUCUUCUCCAUGAACGUUCGAUUCCCCCUUUGUUCCUCUGUUUGAUUUAAUAUUUUAUUUUAUUUAUUUAUUUAUUUAUUUUGGAAAGAUUUAUGAUUCCUCGUCGGACUACGAGGUACGGACGUG
Molecule: messenger RNA, 1265 nt
Organism: Aspergillus ochraceoroseus IBT 24754
Lineage: Eukaryota; Fungi; Ascomycota; Eurotiomycetes; Eurotiales; Aspergillaceae
Product: Ras family protein
Exons: 4
Coding region: 271-912 (213 amino acids)
Biological process (GO): signal transduction
Cellular component (GO): plasma membrane
Molecular function (GO): GTP binding; GTPase activity; GDP binding
Source: RefSeq, a predicted model, not a curated record